UAUAACAUUUCUGAAUAUUUAAUUGGAUAAAAACUCAUAGAAAACACACAUAACAUCAGAACCAGAAGAUAGCAGUAAUGGCGACAAAUGUUGCGACUCUUUCUUCUCUCACAGCAGUUUCUUUGCCUCUCUCAUCAUCUCGCUCUUCCUUCUACUACAACUGCUUCACUGUGACGACUCGACCAUACACCCGUUCUCUAGUGGCGUUCCGACCGGAGCAGAGGAGAAAUGCACUAACUUGUAAUGCUCUGUUUGGUCUCGGUGUCCCUGAGCUAGCUGUGAUCGCUGGAGUCGCUGCGUUGCUGUUCGGACCUAAGAAGCUUCCUGAGAUUGGCAAGAGUCUUGGCAAAACCGUCAAAAGCUUUCAACAGGCUGCAAAAGAGUUCGAGUCUGAGCUUAAGACGGAACCUGAAGACUCUGUUGCUGACUCAUCUCCGAUAGCAAUGAGCAACAAAGCAGAGGAAAAACCUGAGGUUUCCUCAAGCUCCAAGGACAAAUGUAUAAAUAUGACAAGACUUUAGGCUUUGCUUUUCUUGUAGCUACAACAGUUUAAGAAAUGAGUUUAGAUCAAAUACUCUUUUGUUCAAGGAAGCAGAGUAGUGUUCCCUAUAAGAAUUGGUUCCAUGAUGUUUGAAUCUGUAAAGCUCUUCUUCUUGAGAACCUAAAAUAAAGACUGCACAAAAUAGAUUGAAGAUGUAA
Brassica napus (rape) is the source of this 699-nucleotide messenger RNA. RefSeq names its product sec-independent protein translocase protein TATA, chloroplastic. Gene Ontology annotation, cellular component: membrane. The coding region runs from base 78 to 521 and encodes 147 amino acids. NCBI's taxonomy places the organism in Eukaryota, Viridiplantae, Streptophyta, Magnoliopsida, Brassicales, Brassicaceae. Gene Ontology annotation, biological process: protein transport by the Tat complex. The transcript has 2 exons. The record is from RefSeq and is a predicted model, not a curated record.